AUGAUGUAUUCUUUCUCGCAUCACCGUCUUAAUUUCCCCAGUUUAUUCUCUUCCCAUAAACGUCGCGCAUCGCAUCUCUUCUGCAUGAAUAAGGUGGACCCCAUAAUAGAGAAGAUCGCCACCUGUAUCAACCGACAUUUGAGUCUACAGGAUGAAGACUAUACGCUUUCCAAGUUCAUACUGAACUUGUAUAAAGAAUCUGGAGCCUCUGAUGUGUCUCGAUUUUCAGAAACUCUCAAGAAAAAUGGAGGCGAGUUUCCAUCUCAAUUUGUCGAUGACAUUUACAACAUUUUACUGAAUCCUAUAAAGAAAGAAUCUCAACCUUAUCCUGUCAAGUCAGAGCCCAUUUAUUCUGGCUUAUCGCUUCCUAAUGUGAAAAUCGAACCCCAGGAAUCUCACAUCAAGAAAGAGCCCAAAAUCAAGAAAGAGUCCCAAAUCAAAGAUGAGAUUCCCGGUAGUGAAGGCUAUGAGCCGAAAUUAGAAGUGGGGGAGAUUGUGACUGGAGCUGUGAGUAAUAUAGUUCCUUAUGGAGCUUUUAUUCGUUUGCAAUCUGGUAAAAAGUCGGUGGUUGGGUUAUGCCAUGUUUCGCAGUUAACGUUCACUGGAACCAAAAUCCUGUCACCAUCACAAGUUGUUAAAGUCGAUCAGCAGGUGUUUGUGAAAAUUACCAAAAUAGAGACACAAGGGCGGCGUGAGAGGUUUAGCUUGUCUAUGAGAGGUAUAGAUCAAGAUACAGGGUUAGACAAGUCACAGGAACUUCAAGAUUUGGCAGAAGAAGAACAAGUAGAAAGAGAGAAGAGAAAGUUGCAGCGUCAAGGAACGGCACAAAAAAGACGACGACUCACUUCUCCGGAGAGAUGGGAAAUUAGACAACUUAUAGCUUCAGGAGCAGUUGAUGCUAGUGAAUACCCUGAACUCAAUGAUAUUAACACCUCAAAUGAUCUUGACCAUUCUGGCGGCGAAGAAGAUAAUGCUAAUAUGGACCAGGAAGUGGAAAUUGACAUUGAGCUUAACGAUACUGAGCCUGGUUUUUUGAAGGGCCAGGUCAAAGAAGCGAUCGAGUUGGCACCCAUAAAGAUUAUCAAGAACCCAGAAGGAUCCAUGGAACGGUCUGCCAAAAAUGGAUCGAGUUUAGCCAAGGAGUUCAAAGAAGCUAAAAUCAACGAAGAGCAGGCGAAGCAAAAAGAGAGUUAUUCACAAGAUCCUCUUCGUAAAGUAAGAGACGAAGUUACGACCCUGGUGAUAUCAGAAUGGAGAGAGAAAGAAAAGAAAACCAAAGUUUCAUUUGGUAAACGUACAAACUUGCCUAUUAAAGAACAAAGAGAAACCUUGCCAGUUUUUUCUAUGCGUGAUGAUAUUGUGAAAGCUGUUCGAGAAAAUCAGUUUCUUGUCAUUGUAGGUGAAACAGGUUCUGGUAAAACUACGCAGAUAGUUCAAUACCUUUAUGAGGAAGGGUUUAACCAACAAGGUGACCAGACCAAAUUGAUUGGGUGCACUCAGCCUAGGAGAGUGGCAGCAGAGUCUGUUGCCAAGAGAGUUAGCGAAGAAGUUGGAUGUAAGAUCGGAGAAACUGUGGGCUAUACGAUCCGUUUCGAUGACAAAACUGGACCUAAUACCAGAAUAAAGUAUAUGACCGAUGGUAUGCUUCAACGAGAAGCACUAAAUGACAAGGAGAUGAGCAAGUAUUCCGUGAUAAUGUUAGACGAAGCUCACGAAAGAACUAUUGCAACUGAUGUUUUGUUUGCUUUGUUGAAGCAGGCAGCGCUGAAAAACCCCAACCUCAAAAUCAUAGUAACAUCUGCUACCCUUGAUUCGGAAAAGUUCUCGAAUUACUUUUUCAAUUGCCCUAUUAUGAAGAUUCCAGGCAGAACAUUUCCGGUGGAAAUAAUGUAUACUAAAGAACCUGAGGUUGAUUACUUGGCUGCUGCGUUGGAUUCGGUGGUUCAAAUUCAUGUUUCAGAAGGUCCAGGUGACAUUUUGGUUUUCUUGACCGGUCAAGAAGAGAUCGACAUGAGUUGCGAAAUCCUAUACCAGCGAAUGAAGGUGUUGAGAGAAGCUGCUGGUGAACUAAUAAUUUUACCUGUUUAUUCAGCACUUCCUUCAGAAAUGCAAAGUCGUAUAUUCGAGCCAACACCAGCGGGAGCUCGUAAGGUGAUCUUGGCCACUAAUAUCGCAGAGACAUCGGUUACCAUUGAUGGGAUAUACUAUGUAAUUGAUCCUGGAUAUGUCAAGAUCAAUGCAUUUGACUCAAAGUUGGGCAUGGAUACUUUGAAAGUUUCUCCCAUUAGUCAAGCACAAGCGAAUCAAAGAAGUGGACGUGCUGGACGUACUGGACCUGGAAAGUGCUACAGGCUUUAUACUGAAGCAGCAUAUCGUAAUGAGAUGCUUCCCAACACAGUUCCUGAAAUACAAAGACAAAACCUUGCCUAUACCAUCCUAAUGUUGAAGGCCAUGGGCAUAAACGACCUCGUCAACUUUGAGUUCAUGGAUCCCCCUCCAGCCAGUACUAUGGUUACUGCACUCCAGGAUUUGUACACACUUUCUGCCCUUGGCGACGACGGGUAUUUGACGGGUUUGGGUCGUAAAAUGGCAGAUUUUCCUAUGGAUCCUGGUCUUGCAAAGACGCUUAUUGCCUCGGUUGAGUUUGGAUGUUCGGAAGAUAUCUUGUCGAUUGUGGCCAUGCUUUCUGUGCAAUCGGUAUUCUACAGGCCCAAAGACAAGGCGGUUGCAGCAGAUCAGCGGAAGGCUCGAUUCCACAGUCCAUUUGGUGACCACUUGACGUUGCUCAACGUAUACCGAGCAUGGUCUAUGAACGGGUCCAGCAAACAAUGGUGUUCCAAUAAUUUCAUUCACGAGAGAAGUAUGAGACGAGCCCAGGAAGUGAGAAGACAACUUGUGACUAUUAUGCGGCGGUUUGGGCAUGAAAUCGUUACAUGUGGAACCAAAGUUGACCGUAUUAGGCGUGCCUUGUGCAGUGGAUUUUUCAAGAAUUGCGCCAAAAGGGACCCUCAGGAAGGUUUCAAAACUUUGGUGGAAGGAACCCCAGUGUCUUUGCACCCGUCUUCACUGUUGUUCAACAAAAAUCCAGAAUAUGUCAUUUAUCACACUUUGCUUUUAACCACCAAAGAGUACAUGCAUUGUGUUACUGUGAUAGACCCUCGUUGGCUUCCAGAGUUGGCGCCUGCUUUCUUCCGUGCCUCCAAUCCAGCACAGCUCAGUGACAAGAAGAAGAGACAAAAAAUUGUGCCGCUUUAUGAUCGGUUUUCCAAAGACCAAAAUCUGUGGAGACUCAGUGCCCAUGCCGAGACCAAGCGCAAGGCGCUUGAAUUGUUGAAUGAUAAUGCGUAA
Molecule: messenger RNA, 3348 nt
Organism: Meyerozyma guilliermondii ATCC 6260
Lineage: Eukaryota; Fungi; Ascomycota; Pichiomycetes; Serinales; Debaryomycetaceae
Gene: PRP22
Product: DEAH-box ATP-dependent RNA helicase
Exons: 1
Coding region: 1-3348 (1115 amino acids)
Biological process (GO): spliceosomal complex disassembly
Cellular component (GO): intracellular anatomical structure; catalytic step 2 spliceosome
Molecular function (GO): RNA binding; ATP binding
Source: RefSeq, a predicted model, not a curated record